Molecule: messenger RNA, 468 nt
Organism: Pipra filicauda (Wire-tailed manakin)
Lineage: Eukaryota; Metazoa; Chordata; Aves; Passeriformes; Pipridae
Product: feather keratin 1-like
Exons: 3
Coding region: 1-438 (145 amino acids)
Cellular component (GO): intermediate filament
Molecular function (GO): structural constituent of cytoskeleton
Source: RefSeq, a predicted model, not a curated record
AUGGACUCUCCCUACCCCUGUGACUGUGGGCCUGGGGCAGUGCAGGAGCAGUAUAAAAGUGGGCCCUUCUCCUCACUCUCUCAUCCACUCUUCUCGCCUCCAUCUGUCCCAGGUGCAGCUCCAGCCCCAGACAUGUCCUGCUACACCCCGUGCCUGCCCUGCCAGCCCUGCGGCCCGACCCCGCUGGCCAACAGCUGCAAUGAGCCCUGUGUCAGGCAGUGCCAGGACUCCAAUGUCUUCAUCCAGCCCUCCCCCGUGGUGGUGACCCUGCCCGGGCCCAUCCUCAGCUCCUUCCCACAGAACACCGCCGUGGGAUCCUCCACCUCCGCUGCCGUUGGCAGCAUCCUCAGCUCUCAGGGAGUGCCCAUCAACUCCGGGGGCUUUGGCCUCUCUGGCCUGGGCAGUGGCCUCUGUGGCAGGAGGUGCUUUCCCUGCUAAAGCUGCUGCCCAUGGCCCUGGGGAAGGCCC